Molecule: messenger RNA, 1629 nt
Organism: Cyphellophora europaea CBS 101466
Lineage: Eukaryota; Fungi; Ascomycota; Eurotiomycetes; Chaetothyriales; Cyphellophoraceae
Exons: 1
Coding region: 1-1629 (542 amino acids)
Cellular component (GO): cytoplasm
Molecular function (GO): oxidoreductase activity; 2 iron, 2 sulfur cluster binding
Source: RefSeq, a predicted model, not a curated record
AUGGCUGAUUUGAACCCUUCAAGCUUUCUAGACACUUCUGGCGAGACUACGCCAGUCUGGGUGCACACUGACCCGUACUCCAACCGACCAGAGUUCCCAAAGUUGACGGCAGAUGUCUCCGAUGAUGUAUGCGUUAUUGGGUCGGGAAUCUCUGGUGUAUCCACCGCCUACCAUCUGGUAAAGCAGGGCAAAUCGGUCACGAUGAUCGAGGCACGUAACUUUCUCUCAGGAGAGUCAGGUCGAACUUCAGGUCAUCUUGCCUCCAAUCUCGACGAUGGCUAUACAGCUAUCGCUUCCAAGUUCGGCAAGGAUGGUGCAAAGGUUGCUGCUGAGUCUCAUCAAUGGGCUUUGCAGCAUGUGGGGGACGUGGCGCGCGAGUUGAAUAUCGAUUGCGAAUAUAGGAUUCUCAAAGGUUAUACAGUAUCGCAAUAUCCUGUGGGAACCGAAGAUCACAAGAAAGACAUCAAGAUGCUGCAGGAUGAAGUCAACAAAUCACGCGAGCUUGGUCUAGAUGCGAGCUUCCAAGAAGGCUUGAAGAUCCAGGGCUGGGAUGGCGGCGUAGAUCAACGGGCCACCGCGGUCUUUGGUCACCAGGCCACCUUCCACCCUACAAAAUAUUUGAAUGGCCUCCUCAAAUGGCUCAAGAACCAACCGAACUUCACAGGCUAUUCUCAAAGACGCGCGACGAACGUCAGCGAGUCGGGCGUCACUGUACCCGUCGUACAUACUCACCUCGGGCCCACAGGAGUUACGAUCGAGACUGCCAACGGCCAUACUAUUACCUGCACCGACUCGGUCGAGGCAACUUGCGUACCGCUGCAAAAGCUGAGCGUCAUCGCUGAGAUGGUGUACCUUCGAACCUACUGCAUCGCGAUUCGUGUCCCGAAGGGCAGCGUUGAAGACUGUCUAAUCUACGACACCGCCGAAGUCUACAAAUACAUCCGGCUCACGUCUUGCGAUGCGGAAUGGGACUACCUCGUUGUGGGUGGCUGCGACCACAAAGUCGGCCAAGAAAACGAGCAAGACGCGCGCUACGCUGAACUCGAGACUUGGACGCGGGAACGCUUCACCCGCGCAGGACCCGUCGACUACCGCUGGUCCGGACAGAUUUUCGAGCCGGUCGACUACAUGGCCUUCAUCGGUAAGAACUCGGGCGCUGACCACCGAUACAUCAUCACCGGAGACAGUGGCAACGGUCUCACGCACGGUGUUCUGGCUGGCAAGCUGAUCUCCGACUUGAUACUGGGCAAGGAGAAUUCGUGGGCGGAUGUAUAUGAUCCGAAGCGCAAGGCGACGCUUGCGAAGAGCGUGCCUUCGAUGCUCAAGCAUGAUGUUCAGAUCAAUGCGCAGUACAAGCGAUUUCUGCAGACAGAUAUCGCUGACAUCGAGGAUUUGGCCAGGGGCAAAGGCGGCGUCUUGAAUGCGACGGGAAAAAAGCCGAUCGCAGUCUACAAGGAUGAGAAUGGCAAUGUCAGUAAACGCAGCGCACUGUGUCCGCACUUGGGCGGAGUGGUGUGCUGGAACGACAGCGAAAAGAGCUGGGAUUGUCCGAUCCAUGGCAGUCGGUUCGCAAAGGAUGGAACGCAACUGAUUGGACCGGCGGCCGCAGGGUUGAGAGAGGAGGAAUGA